AUGAGAAUUAAUAUUGUCCCAGCUUCUAGCGCAAGCAGCACAGACCAUUCUCCCGUUCCGUAUCUACUGGGUGGGAUAGGUGCCCUUUUGGCUCUCAUACUGUUUUCUUUGCUACUCCUUGCUUGCUCCUACUUCAAUAACACUAGCAGAGGUCAGUUGAGAAAUGAGCAUGGUGAAAGUGACAAGGAUGAGAUGGGCAAGACAAGGAUGCAGGGAAAUACAGCCCCUGAUGAGAUGGGGAAGGGAGUGGUUGUCAUAAUGGCGGGGAAUUACAAUCCCACCUUUAUUGCCAAACCAACUUCUGUGGAAGCAACUGCAACCUAA
Cryptomeria japonica (Japanese cedar) is the source of this 324-nucleotide messenger RNA. RefSeq names its product protein GLUTAMINE DUMPER 2-like. The coding region runs from base 1 to 324 and encodes 107 amino acids. Gene Ontology annotation, biological process: regulation of amino acid export. NCBI's taxonomy places the organism in Eukaryota, Viridiplantae, Streptophyta, Pinopsida, Cupressales, Cupressaceae. The transcript has a single exon. The record is from RefSeq and is a predicted model, not a curated record.